CGGGGAGCAUUGCGAGCUCUGGCUAUGGACAGACUUGGACUCUGAAUGACAACUGACUCACUUUUCUAUACUUACCUGUCUUUUUCAUGUCACCUGGAAAUAGACACAAAGUUACACCAGAUCCUCACUUAAACUCUUAAUAGUUGUCUACUUCAUUAGCUACCAUAUUUCCUGUUGACACUAAACGAAUUACAAAUAUUUUUAACAAGAAAGACAAGAAGUAAAACAAAAUCAUGAUCCAAAACUGUUACGAAACUUAGUCUUGUGAAAGACACACACUAGUAUAUAAAAGAGACUUAAGCAAACUCUUUAUAAUUACCUAUCUUUAUAAUAGUAAAUUAAAGACUUUAUUUAAUACUGUUAAUGGCAUUGAUACUUAGAUAGUAAAAAUGAAAAAGAAUGCGACAAAAAUGAACAAAAGAAAAAAUAAAAUAUUUAUCUUAUAUCUUAUAACGAUUUUAUCCAACCAGUAAUAUUCUCACAAUGUAUUUCAGUAUUGCUGUGUAUCAUUAAGAUUGUUCGUUUGGCUUACCACAGCCGCUACCUGUCCACGUGACAGGCCGUGAACACGGAGGCACUAGUCCGGGGGUUACUUGUUACCCUUGUGAUGUCGACCUCUUACGGUGCAUGGCUAAGUAAAUAAAAGUGUGUAGCAAAACUGGAAGGGCGUUCAUUAAUCAGGAGUUGGAAUGAAGCUGCACACAGAAGAAAAUUAAAAUGGUGGGACUCUAAUACAAAUUUAUCCAAGUAGUAAUAAAUUUGUAAAUGUAGAGAAAAUAAUAUUCUUCACUACAAAAAUCUAUUGGCUAUGUAGCACAAACACUAUCCUUAAUAAAUAAAAACUUUUGUACAGUUCAAUGCAGUCAUAUAUAAGACCACUAAUUAAGACCCUUCUUAUUAGGGUGUAAGAGAUGAAAGCCUCUCCCUUCUACACCUCUAAAAUGAUAUUGUAGUGUAGGGAAAUCUCUCCUGACUACAGAAAUUACUUUGCACUAGCGACGAAUAUGUUAAUGUAAUUCUUAGCAUUAUUCAAAGAGAUGUUAGGCAUGUGAAUUGCACAUCAGCUCCAUUAGUCAUUAUUAUAUUUGAGGGCGGCUUCUAAAAAGCAUAAACUAUUCCUACAUCAAAAAUUAAGCUUGCCUCUUCUUAAUUGUAUUCUCUCUACUUUCAUCUACUUUAAAAAAAUGUAUGGGGUGAGAAAACUAAAAUCUGGGUGAUUAACAGAGGCGAAAAGUACAUGAAAAUCUAUGCAGUUCAACCCACACAUUUUUUCAACUGAUCAGCUACUAAAAAAAAAAAAAUCUGCAUGUACACAAACAUGUUUGCGACAAUAACUCGCAUUUACACACCGGUAAUUCAAACGGUUCUCUCCAUUUAGCUGAAUUAUUCAGAGUGCACUUUUAUUUUCUUCUAAGCUGUAUGAAGGGUGUGUGAGCCAGAUAAAUGUUACAUAAUAUCUGUAAAGUACAGUUGAACUCUCACGACUUAUUAGAAGGAUGAUAAAGUUAAGGGAGACAUUGAAUGAAGCACCAUGACUGUAACUUGCUAAUAGUGCGAGGUCACAGCACUCAAACCCUCAAACAAACAUGUCUUACAACUGUGUCAGAUGAGUAAGGAAUUUUUUCUUCGCUGUUAUUAUCUACCUAUAUGUAUAAUGUUUACAUAAAGCACAAUGACUCCAUGGUAGGUAGAUACUUUACACUAUCUCUAGAGCUGUAGUAAGUCAAAGGUCAUAAGUCCCCCCUUCUGUCUUCGUGUCUUCACACUUCUUGUUUUCUUUCUGUAAAUUGUUACUACACAGCUUUUGUGGGAUCAAGAAAAUAAAUCUCAUUUAUUUUUUAAGUUAACUUAGGUAUAUGUUUCUAUGAAUAGAAUUUUUCAUGCAUAAAAUUUACACUUACAAAAAUUUGAUACGUUUUGCAACAUACAGUAGAAAUGUUUACUAUUUUCUUUGAGCACUUUGCAACAAGAAAAAUAAUACAACUCGAAAUGGCAUUAUUUGUAUUUUAAAAUACCGAAAAAUAUUAUUACAACAGUCGAAGAGCGAUUUGUUUGAUUUAUGGGUAGUGUUUCAAUAAUAUUGGCUAUGAUGACUCUGCCAUACUGAAAAGUUUUUCGUCAAGGUCUUCAGGAAUAAACAAAGUCAUAAACAUAGUAUUUGUCAACAAAGCACAAUAAUGAGACGAGGAGAUAUAAGACUGCGGCAUGAAGGAGAGAAUCAUGGGUCAGAGGAGAGUCAGAUUUGUUGUUUACCACAAUGUCAUGCAUGUAAAAUGUAAAUGUGCGACUGUCAAGAAGAAAGAGGUAUAUGAAUUCACUCCAUGAGCACUGACUUAACAGUCGAAGAAUUAGUUUGCUAGUGUACCAGUCGGUGUUUUUGAAGACGUUUGUUGACUGUUAAGAAGUAAAUCAAAAAAAAAAAAAAAAAAGGAAAAUGUUUGGAUUGUCUGCUGACGACACAGUAACGUCUCGAUUACGUUACUGGAGUGUGACGUCGCCAGAGACGCUGGCGUUUGUCUACGUCACUCCUGACGGCCAGCGGUUUGCUUACACAAGGAAGGAGCUGUUCUCUAUGUCACAAAGAGCAGCCAGUUGGCUUUCUAAGCGAAACGUGUGCAAAAGUGACGUCGUUCUUUGUCUCGUUCCGACAUCGCCGGAGCAAGCGUUCAUCGCACUGGGCACGGCGUUGCUAGGGGCGACAGUGAUGUGUGCAAACAUGCAGUACAGAGACGGAUCCGACAUUUCGCCCUUGAUGAAAACCGGUGACGUCACGGCCGUGGUUGUGGACGAGACAGAUCAACAAGCCAUCGCCGCCCUACAGACCUUCAUCCCCAACUUGUCUGCUCCAUCGGUCAUCAGUGAAGCCGUUCCGUCGUUGAAAUCUGUUAUCUUCUGUAAUCGCUUCUCACAGUUGUCCUUCUUGGUAGCUGUAGCUGCUGAGGAAGAAGGAGACCUUGCUGACGUCAGUCCUGAUGAUGUCACGACGAUUUUCGCGACCUCUGGUAGCUCCGGGCAACCGAAAUUAGUGGCCAGAACCCACAGGGAGGUAAUGACUAUGGCGCUAGGUUAUUACCAAUGUAGCCUCCAGACACAUUUAAGUCUCAAGACGGAUGUCAACUACAACCCCAGUUCAUUUGGUUGGGUGACUGGAUAUCCUUUUGUGUAUCUAACGAGCGGGCAGACGAGGGUAGUUCCUUACAUCAAAGGAGCUCCGCCAGACGAUGAAGCCAAGUACACUAUGGACUUAAUGAAGAGAGAGGGCGUUGUUAGCUCGUUUUUAUUACCGCAAACAAUGAAGACGUUACUGGCACGCGCUGACCUCUUGCACUGUGACGUCACGUGGUGUUUGGACUUGAUCGUAACUGGAGGCACUGCGAUCAGAACAGAUAUUGCCCGCGUCAUAGGAACUUUGACUGCCAGGCUUGUAGUCGUUUAUGGAAGCACUGAAGUAGGGAUCGUGACAUACAAAACCUACGACGAUCCCGUAGAGGUCGUGAAUUUUAAAUGCGGGAGGCCUGUAGACGGAAUGGCAGUGAAAAUUGUUGACAACAAUCUAAAAGAAGUUCCUCCAAACACCAAAGGGGAGGUAAUGAUCAAGCACAACGGUCUUUUCACCGGGUACCUCAAGAACCCAGAUCUCACAGCAGACGCCACACCAGAAGACGGGUGGUUCAGACCUCGAGACCUUGCUUACAUCAACAACGAAGGUGACCUCUUUGUUGAGGGGAGACAAUCGGAGGUCAUUUCCAUAGGCAGCUGGAUGAUGUACCCACAGCUGCUGGAGUCCCUUCUCAUGAAGUGUCCGGGAGUGCAUGACGUGGCUGUGGUGGCUAUCCCGGACAAGGACUUCGAGAACAUUCCGUGUGUGUGCGUCGUGCAGGACUCAAGACCGGAAGCCCCGCUUCUAGUGCCUGAAGACCUCCUUCGCGCAUGCGCCGAAUAUUUUCAGGACAGUUUUGUCCAGGGGAACAAGCAGGGAGAACUAAGUGUUCCUAAGGUGUGUCUGGUGUUUGACAAGUUUCCUCUCAAUCCCAAUGGAAAGGUGCAGCGGCGAGCAUUGCGAGCUCUGGCUGUGGAGAGACUCGGGCUCUGAAUGACAACUGACUCACCCUUCUAUCACUGUAUUUUUCAUGUCACCUGGAAAUAGACACUAUGUUACACCAGAUACUCACUAAAACUCUUUAUAAUUCUCUAUUUUAUUAGCUACCAUAUUUCCUGUUGACACUAAACUAAUAACAAAAAAUUUUUACAAGAAAGAAAAGAAAGAGAAGAAGUAAAACAAAAUCAUGAUAAAUAAGAAAAAAAAGGCAACAAAAAUGAAAAAAAGAAAAAAUAAAAUAUUUAUCUUAUAUCUCAUAAAGAUUUUAUCAAACCAGUCUAUUUUGCGAGCGAAAGUGUGCUUUUGUAGCAAUAUUUAAUAAAGGAAAACCUUAAAGUUGAGAACAGAUUUGAUGAAAACAGCACAAAACAAACACUAGAUUGUUAAAUCUGUUCAGAAUUAUUUUUGAAUGUAGACUACCCGACACACAUUCAUAUAGGUACCCAUAGGUUACCCUGAUAAUGUCGACCUCUUACGGUGCAUGGUGAAGUUAAUAAAAGUGUGUAACAAAAAUG
Messenger RNA from Pomacea canaliculata, 4614 nucleotides. RefSeq names its product 3-[(3aS,4S,7aS)-7a-methyl-1,5-dioxo-octahydro-1H-inden-4-yl]propanoyl:CoA ligase-like. The record is from RefSeq and is a predicted model, not a curated record. Lineage: Eukaryota; Metazoa; Mollusca; Gastropoda; Architaenioglossa; Ampullariidae. The transcript has 7 exons. The coding region runs from base 2435 to 4093 and encodes 552 amino acids. Gene Ontology annotation, molecular function: CoA-ligase activity.